Messenger RNA from Wyeomyia smithii (pitcher-plant mosquito), 580 nucleotides. RefSeq lists its product as uncharacterized. The record is from RefSeq and is a predicted model, not a curated record. The coding region runs from base 87 to 398 and encodes 103 amino acids. The transcript is spliced from 2 exons. Lineage: Eukaryota; Metazoa; Arthropoda; Insecta; Diptera; Culicidae.
AUUUUUCGAAUGCAGCGUCAGUUACCAGUUAGCUUUUACUCCUUCAGUUCAGUUCUAUCUUCUCUGUAUAAACUCCACUCAAAAUAAUGUCUGCCAAAUUUGUUAUCUGCUUAGCCAUCUGUGCCUUAAGCUCGGUAGUGUCGGCUGGAGUCAUCCCAGUCGCUGCUCCGCUAGCUGCGGCAGGCGUUGUAGCACCGUACGCAACCUCCUACAAUGCCCACACCAUCAAUCACGCAAUCGCUGCUCCGUACGUUGCUGCUGCUCCGCUGGUAGCUCCGGCGGCUAAGCUGGUAGCUGCUCCAGCGGCAGUCGCACAUGCUCCGCUUGCGUAUAGCGGUCUGCAUGCUUUUGGUGCCUACUCGGCGUACACCGGAUUUCCCCCCAGCUAUGUGAUCUAGACGUUCCUAAUUUUAACCUAGUAUCCCGUCAAGCAAUCCGGACUUGGUUGAUGUUCUGCCGACCGGAAAUCAUGGCUGCUGCGGUCACUACGAUCGGGAAAAAUUUGGCGGACAUCCUCUGUUGUAAAUAGCUUUUCAUUGUUAAUUUCUAAGCAACUGCAAUACAUUGUUGAAAAUCAAAA